Molecule: messenger RNA, 3868 nt
Organism: Cyprinodon tularosa
Lineage: Eukaryota; Metazoa; Chordata; Actinopteri; Cyprinodontiformes; Cyprinodontidae
Gene: wapla
Product: WAPL cohesin release factor a
Exons: 20
Coding region: 328-3834 (1168 amino acids)
Biological process (GO): regulation of chromosome condensation
Source: RefSeq, a predicted model, not a curated record
CGCAAAACAGUGCCAGAGCGUCGCGGAGGGAGGGGAUAUUUUAAUGGCCGUCAGUAGCACUUCAACAUGGAAAAACUCCGGAUUAUUCAUUAUCUAUAAACUUCUUUAGCUCUGCCUCCGUUAUAAAAUAUUUUAUUUUAUAUCCCCCUGUGCUACAGAGAAGCAUUUGGGUAAGAUAUGUUUUUCUAGUGCUCUUUCUGUUGCAGUGGACGGACUUUACCCGCUUGAUUGGUGCGUGAGUAGCUGAUGAGGCCUAACCGGCUGGCUAGGAGACAAGCAGACGGUUAGCUUGAGUUGAAAGAGAAUAUGUAACAUACAACAGCCAACAUGACAUCCAGAUUUGGUAAAACCUACAACCGCAAGGGAGGGGAGGCUAAUUCCAAAUUUGAAGAAGUUUUCUCCAACAAAAAGCCCACCCUGACCACCAAAUGGGGGGAGACCACCUACAAGGCUCAUCUGGGUGGCAAAAACACUUUGCUAAACCCUGGCGCACCUGAAGUCUCCAAGAGGCCAAGGCUUGAGGACAGCGACAGUGAAGAUCCAUUUGGGUUUGACAGCGAUGAAGAAACCAAGGCUGUAGCUUCUGGUAACGCUCCUGACCUGAAAGUACCACAACAGAAUGUACCAAAAACAGUUCCAGCACAGAACAGAGUGACUGCUGCUGUUGAGACAUCUGCACAGAGCUCUGCAAGUAUAACAUCAACAUUUGCAAGUAAGCAAACAUCUGAGAAGGAUGUUAAAAACAACCAGCCAUGGUACAAGAGUGCACUGGCUGGCAACCAAAAACCUGUAUAUGUGACCUACGUCUCAGAGACUGUCCUCAUUGAUAAUGAAAACGUGUCAUUAUGCCAGAUGCCCGUUUCUUCUUUUACUAAUGUAGAUGCCACCAUUUCGGCAAACAUACCAGGAGGAAUACAAAACAUUCAGCCUGCAUGCUCUUAUGAUGGGUCCCUGUCAGAGGAAAUGAAAACUGAGGACCAGGAGCUUUCCACAGAGCCCCCCCCACAACCGGUGGACAACAUUCCCCCUUCCCCGUUCACCUUAAGAGCCUCAAACUGCAAGAAAUACCAACGGCCCCACCGGUCUAAUAAAACGCUAACUGAAUCUGGCGAAAGCUACAAUGAAACACCAGCCGACCCUGUGAAUGCCCAAGAUAAAUCCAACAGUGUCCUUUCUGCUAGUGCUAGCAGCAGUGCUAACACAGCAACCAAGCCUCCAGGCAGAGGGGGUGGAAGGGUGCGGGACUACACGGUUCUGCACCCAUCCUGCUUGUCCGUGUGCAACGUCACUAUCCAAGACUCAAUAGAGCGCAGCAUCGACGAAUUCGUGGCACAACCUACCCCCGCUGACCUUGGGGAAGCAGGUCAGAUGAAGAAGAAGUCGGACACACAGCCACCUAAACCUACUCGGUUCAGGCCUGCUCAAACAAAGACAAAGAAAACUAAAGCAGAGACAAAGCUGGAGUUCUUUGGGUUUGAGGACAAAGAUGCUGAAGGAGAUGAUGCAAGCUCAGAGGGGCCUAUGGCAGGCAAAAGUAGCUACAAGAUCAAGUAUUUUGGCUUUGAUGACCUUAGUGAGAGUGACAGUGAUGAGGAGACCUCUCAGGCCAAAGAGAAAAAGGCCAAGAGAGCAGCCGCAGCAUUGGCUGCUCUGAGCUCCAGCGUUGACAGUCCCCAUACCAGUGACUCUCAGGACAGUCAAGCCAGCAGCAAUACAGAUGCUUUUGAGUUCUCUGAUGAUUCCAGUCCUGGUGUCACUGAGGGACAGAAAGGGCGACCGGGGAAGCAAGGUGACAGAUCCAAGGACUCAGCCACUGGUCUUAAAAAGAUUUUCAGUGGACCCAAAAAGUCUCCUUCUAAAGCUGUGUACAAUGCUCGACACUGGAACCAGCCUGAACCUGAGGAGGUACCUGUGCCUCCACUAUCUAGAGCUCAGACCUCUCCGGCCAUUUUAUCGAGCAGCACCAAGGACAGCAACUCUCAUAAAGACGAUGGCUUGUUCAAAGCCCCGCCACCCCCACCAAAAGUCAUCAAAAUGGAGACCCUCCCUACACGACCCAACCAGGAGAUAGUCACAGCACUCAAAUGCAGGAAAGAAGACAAAGAGCUGUACACAGUGGUGCAGCAUGUGAAGCACUUCAAUGACGUGGUGGAGUUCGGGGAGAAUCAAGAGUUUACUGACGACUUUGAGUACCUGGAGACGGGACUGAAGAGCAGUCAGCCACUUAACACAAGAUGCCUUAGUAUAAUAAGCCUGGCCACAAGAUGUGCCAUGCCGAGUUUCAGGAUGCACCUGCGGGCCAGAGGAAAAGUGGCUCAGGUCUUCAAAAUCCUCAGUGAUGCUCCACAGCAUCCGAACCUUGCUCUGUGCACUGCUGCCCUGAUGUACAUCCUGAGUAGAGAUCGUCUGAACAUGGAUCUGGACCGAGCAUGUCUGGAGCUAAUGAUCAAGCUACUGGAGUUAGACCAGGACUACUCAGGCCAUGAGGAUCAGCUAACUGCAAAGGAAGUGGCAAAAGUCAAGGAGAAGAUCCGAAAGCUGUGUGAGACUGUGCACAACAAGCAUCUCGACUUGGAAAACAUCACAACGGGUCAUCUUGCCAUGGAGGCAUUAUUAUCUCUGACAUCUAAACGGGCGGGUGAUUGGUUCAAAGAAGAACUGCGGCUAUUGGGAGGCCUGGACCACAUUGUCGAUAAAGUGAAAGAGUGUGUGGAGAACUUGAGCCAAGAAGAUGACAAGGAGAAGCUCGUAGAAUCUCUUUGGGGAGCCGAGAGGUGUCUGAGAGUCCUUGAAAGUGUGACUUUGCAGAACGCAGAAAAUCAGGGAUAUCUGAUUGCCUACAAAGACUCUCAGCUCAUCGUUUCCUCAGCCAGAGCUUUGCGGUACUGCGAAGAUAUGAUCCAGCGGUACAGCAGGGCGCUAAACAACAGCUCUUUGUCAUCAUCGGGUGCAACCCUGCCACACUGUAGCUUCAGCAACGUGGGCAAGGCGGUGGAGGACUGCAUGAGGGCUGUCAUAGGGGUGCUCCUCAACCUCACACAUGAUAAUGAAUGGGGAAGCACGAAGACCGGGGAGCAGGAGCAGCUAAUGAUCACCGCUCUAAACUGUGUCCUGCGAGUCCCACACUACAUCCCACAGGAGCAGCGAUUUGAAGUGCGAGUUUUGGGUUUGGGGCUUUUAAUUAACCUGGUAGAGUACAGCUCCAGAAACCGUCACAGUUUGGUGGACAUGGAGUACAGUGUGGAUGACGCGGGUCUGGAAGACAGCCUGAUGCAGCCUGCUGAUCCGACACAAUCAGAGACAGCAGCGCAAUCGGCUGAGACUGAGGGAGACCAGGCUGACACGCCGAAGCCUGCAGGAGCUUUAGCUGCCCUGGUGAAGCUCUUCCUUGAGAGAGAGCGUGCUGCCAUCCUGGCUGAGGCAAAGACAGACGACCUCAUCAGCGAGGCUCCUAAGCCGGCCCUGGACAAAAGCGGAGAGUGGCAGGAAACGUCGGGUGAAAUCCAGUGGGUUGCAUCUGAAACAAACGACAGCCAAACUGAAAAGAAAGAGGAAGAGGAUGAAGAAUUGGACCUAAAUAAAGCUCUGCAGCAUGCAGGCAAACAUAUGGAGGACAGCAUCGUUGCCUCCUACACAGCUCUGUUACUAGGCUGCCUCUGUCAGGGCAGCCAGAUAAAUGUGACUACAGUGAGACAGAACCUUCCUAAAGGGGAUUUUUCUAUAAUGACAGAAAUGCUGAAGAAGUUCUUGAGUUUCAUGAACCUCACUUGUGCAAUGGGCACCACAGGACAGAAGUCUAUCUCACGGGUCAUCGACUACCUGGAACACUGUUAACACACGUUGAACCACAACAAACUCGAGAUAUUCC